AUGUCUGGCUCUCCGUCUAGAUCCUCCUCACCAGCCGUCGCCGCCGGUCCGAGCCACCAGAUCCCGUUCAACAGCGCUCCGGUCCAUCACGCUCCCAGUCCUCUUGGUUUCGGCUUCGGCUUUGGCUCUUCCUUUGGAGGCAACAACACCGCCGCCAACUCGCCUGCAUCCACAUCCGCAGCUUCGCACAUGUUUGGCACAGCGCAGACCUCUGUCCCUCCAUCCGUACUGUCCCCGUCAAGACGCUCCGAUGCGAAACGCAGGCGUGACUCAGACGAUGCCCCGGACCAAGUCGACGACGAUGAAGACAUGGGUCAUUCGCAGAGGAGCCGAUUCAACGCAGACGCCUUCUCACCGCAUCAUGACCACAAGCGAUCCGUGCUCCCCAAACGCAUGCGCGCAGGCCUAGGCUUCGGCCUCGUCAACGCGGAGCCGCUCCACGUCUCGCAAGCAUCGUCGUCUGCUUCGCCCUUGUCCAAUCCGUCUUCAGCCUUUGCAUCGUCCGCAUUCUCUCCACUCGCAACGGGAGGCAGCCACCACACUUCACCGUCAUCGUUCCACAACUCCCAAUCGGCGUCGAAACGACAGGCUCAUGGCCUCAACAACCGAGUCGGCAUGUCCGGCAUCGAUGUCGACAUCGGCAAGAUGCUCGCCUCCAUGGACAAGCCUUCGCUUCUCUCGAUGCUCACGUCGCUCCUGUCGCAGUCCAAGGACGCCUCGCUGCCUGCUCAGAUCCUCUCGCUGCUCCCGACGCCUUCGCUCGAUUCGGUUGAGACCUCGCUCGACGAGCUCGAGAAGGCCAUCCGCGCCGCCAUCCCCUUUGUCGCCGACGGCAGCUCCGCCCGACACGAGUACACCUGGAGCCGCCUUCGCGCGCCUAUCGCCGCAUUUGUCGACGCAGCUCUCGGCUACUUGCCCUUCUUUGUCACCGAGCUCGAUUCGGACCGCGAGCAGCGCCUUCGCGAGCGCGAUCCUCGUCUGCAGGCCGACCGCGAAGAGGUGCAUCCAGCCACUACGUUCAGCUUCUUGCUCACCAUCACCACCCGCGUGCUGCGCAUCGAGGCGCUGCUUCCUUCAGUGACCAAGUCAAGCCUGGCAUUCAACCUCUUCACCGCGUCAAGUCAGCCAACGUCGUUCGGAUUCGGCGCAGCCAGCUCCACGCCUUCAUCGCCCGCCAAGGCCGGGUCCGCCUUUGCCCACUCGACCUCGGACGCCUAUGGCAAGCACAGCAACCUCGCGUACGUGCUUGGCACCGAAUACGCCUCUCCCUCGUCGCCGGACACGCUGAUGAGCGUGCUGAUGCCCGCCAUCCUCAAGCAGUGGACCACGCUGCUGCACCGUCUUGAUAAGGCAGUGAACGGGGAUGGCAGAAUGUUUUCGCAGGAAGUCGUGCUCACCUGGGCACGCAAUCUGGAAGCGACAGGCACUGCAGCUGCAUCGGGCACAGCCACUGCUCCCGCCUUCUCGUCGGCCUUCCCGAACUCUGGUGCCCAGGUGAAGAAGGACGCGGAACAGCCGAAGCCCGAGGAGAUGCUCAUCCGCAAGGCCAUGGACGAGGUGCGCAAUCGGCUCGAGCGCGACCUUGCCUGGCUCGUCGGCGGUGCCCAGCACUAUGCCAGCUCUGCCAAUGCACUUCAUCGGGCAGCGGCGCCCAGGAGAGAUAAGCGCACGCGCGGCGCUAGCAUGAGCGACGGCGAAGAUGAGCUGUAA
Messenger RNA from Moesziomyces antarcticus, 1710 nucleotides. RefSeq lists its product as uncharacterized. Gene Ontology annotation, biological process: proteasome localization; nuclear protein quality control by the ubiquitin-proteasome system. Gene Ontology annotation, cellular component: nucleus. The transcript has a single exon. The coding region runs from base 1 to 1710 and encodes 569 amino acids. The record is from RefSeq and is a predicted model, not a curated record. Lineage: Eukaryota; Fungi; Basidiomycota; Ustilaginomycetes; Ustilaginales; Ustilaginaceae.